Messenger RNA from Limanda limanda (common dab), 1578 nucleotides. RefSeq names its product zinc finger BED domain-containing protein 4-like. The transcript is spliced from 2 exons. Bases 170 to 1270 code for a protein of 366 amino acids. Lineage: Eukaryota; Metazoa; Chordata; Actinopteri; Pleuronectiformes; Pleuronectidae. Gene Ontology annotation, molecular function: protein dimerization activity. The record is from RefSeq and is a predicted model, not a curated record.
CACAGUGGGUCGAUGCAGAUUUCAAGUUACAAAAGAUAGUGCUUCACUCACAGGAGUUCAGAGGAUCACACACGGCAGUAGCCAUCUCUGAUGCAUUUGCCAGGAUGUUUCAAACUUGGCAUAUCGACCCAUCAAAGUGCAUGCAGUCGUGAGUGACAAUGCACGAAAUAUGACUAGAGCUAUGGAAGACAGUGACCUGAAAGGCAUACGGUGCAUGGCUCACACUUUACAGAUAGCGGUCCACGAGGGUGUGUUAAGUCAGCGCAGUAUUGCAGAUAUCAUAGCGACAGGGAGGAAAAUUGUAGGUCACUUUAAGCAUUCCCCUCUUGCUUAUUCUCGCCUUCAAUCUGUUCAAGAACAGUUCGAAAUGCCACCAAAACGGUUCCAACAGGAUGUAAGUACUAGGUGGAACAGUACUUAUUAUAUGUUGGAGAGCCUUUUUUCACAAAAACGAGUCCUGGCUGCCUACGUAGCAGAUUAUGAUCUGCCCUCUACCUUCACCUCAUACCAGUGGCUGUUAAUCGAGAACACGCUCUCUCUUCUCGCCCCGUUUGAGCAGAUAACAAAGAAGAUAAGUUCAUCUGAUGCAUCUGCAGCAGAUGUUAUCCCAUUACUUGCAGCACUCAAGCGUCUUCUCAGUAAAGAAGCAGAAACGGACUACGGAGUCAAAACAACUAAAAGUGCACUGUUAGAAGCUGUCAACAAACGUUUUAGUCAGGCAGACUCCGAACCCCUGUUCUGCAUCGCAACAGUGCUUGACCCACGGUAUAAGGAUCACUACAUUGAUGUGGAGAAAAAACAGAGGGUUAGGGAAAUGGUCCAGGCUGAAUUGGACUUAUUAAAGCCACUUGGAGACAGUGAAGUGACGCACAGAGAGGGGGGAGAGGGUGCAGAGAAAAAAAGAAUCCGCACCACGGAGGCAGUACGUGUGCCCUCACUCUCUGACAUGUUUGAAGAGAUCCUCCAGGAAAACAACCCAGAUGCCAGGCAGACAACGAGUGCCACUGCUCAACAGCUGGACUCUUACUUGUCAGAAGUCCCCAUCCCCAGGAGUGACAAUCCUCUAACAUAUUGGAGGACCAAUCAAGGCCGCUUUCCUGACUUAGCACAGAUGGCACGCAGGUACCUGGCUGCUCCAUGCACAAGCACUGAUAGUGAGAGGCUGUUUAGUGCUGCAUCACAUGUCCUUGAUGAGAAGAGGAACAGACUGACAUGUGAUAAAGCAGAGAAGCUUCUCUUCAUAAAGAAGAACCUGCCACUGUUCCUGUAGGAGUAGGCUAAGUAGACCUAUGGCUUGAUACAGGCACAGUUGUUUUGUUUUAAUGUUUUUGUCUGUAAAGCAAUUUGGGUUGUCUUGUCUCAGAUGUCAGUUUCUUUCUGAUGACAAAUCUGUUCUGGUCAGGGAUAUGUUAUGUACCUGUAAGUGUUUGAUGUUACAAGCACACUUGCUAUUUACCUCAGCCAUUACAUUAUUGUUUACAUUAUAGCCUACUGUUACUUAGUAGACUUGUGCCAACUUUUGCACUUUUUUGCACAACAUGUCAGAAAUGUUAAAUAAACAUUUACUUUCUUUGAAAA